AUGGCGAUGUCAACUGUUGCCAGCCUCGCUGAGGAUCGACGGAUCAUACCUAUUCUCCUCCUCACAGCGACCGUUCUCGUGUUUGCCGUCUAUGAGAUCGUGCGCCUAUCGGCACGCUUGCCUGGCUUUCAAGGUCCACCUGGCAGGCCGAUUGUAGGCAACUUAUGGCAGAUUCGCCAGAAGGACGCACCAGAACAAUAUCGGAAGUGGGCUAAGAAAUACGGACCUGUAUACCAGAUUCAGCUGGGAAAUAUUCCAGUUCUCGUUGUCAAUUCGGCAGCUUCAGCGAAGACGAUCUUCAAUCAGAACUCGCAUGCGACAAGUUCGAGGCCAGAGUUUUAUACCUUUCACAAAAUCAUUUCAGACACGGCUGGGACAACCUUGGGCACAAGCCCAUGGUCAGAGUCUACGAAGAGGAGAAGGAAGGCGAUAGCAACAGCCGUCAACCGACCGGCUGUGGCGACUUAUAUUCCUCAUCUUGAUCGAGAGACUCGGGUGUUCCUUUCACAGGCGCUCAAUGACGGCAACUGUGGCAAGACAGGCAUCAAUCCGAUGCCGUUGUUCCUCCGCAUGAACAUGAGUAUCGGUCUCACUCUCCACUGGGGAACCAGGAUGGAGUCGCAAAACGACCUCUUUCAUGAGAUUGUCCACGUCGAAGAUAUGAUCAGCAACUUUCGAAGUACAACGGGUAACUUGCAGGAUUAUAUCCCGCUUGUCCGUCUGAAUCCUUGGAAUACUCAGUCCGCAAUGGCCAAGGAUAUGAAAGUCCGCCGAGACAGGUAUAUGCAGCACCUGGACCAGGACCUGGACAAUCGCAUUAAGGCUGGGACUCAUAAACCAUGCAUCAGAGCGAAUGUGCUUGUUGACGAGGUGGCACGGCUUAACGCACUGGAGUUGAGUUCUCUGAAUCUCACGCUGUUGGCUGCAGGCCUAGAUACCAUGAAUUCUGCUGUCUCAUGGGGUAUUGCUAAAUUGGCAGAGCGACAGGAUAUCCAGGAUAGAGCACUUGCAGCCAUUCGUGAGACCUAUCCUAUUGACAGCCCUCUUUGUGACGCGGCCGACGACCAAAGCUGCGCAUAUCUUGUGGCAGUCAUCAAAGAGAUCCUCAGAUAUUUCUCGGUGACGAGGCUCUCGUUGCCCCGGUGUACCAUACAGGAUUUUGUGUAUGACAACAAGGUCGUUCCAAAGGGGACAGUUAUAUUCUUGAAUGUCUGGGCUUGCAACAUGGAUCCAAAGCUUUGGGACGAUCCGGAGGUUUUCCGUCCUGACCGUUGGCUAGAGCGGCCAGAGAGCCCCAUUUUCACAUUCGGUACAGGAUCUAGAAUGUGUGUGGGCAUGCAGCUGGCAUAUCGAGAGUUGUAUGUUCUUUUCUUGCGAGUCCUGAACAGUUUCAAGAUUGUUCCAGACGGGUUCAUCGAGACUCGUCCGAUUGAAGGGGUCGCAAACCCUGCAUCCCUGACAACGCAACCAAAGGAAUACAAGGUUCGCUUCAUUCCACACAAGUUGCCACUCUUGGAGAAAGCCUUGCAACAGAAGCAUUAG
Exophiala aquamarina CBS 119918 is the source of this 1542-nucleotide messenger RNA. Its product is annotated as 3-hydroxyphenylacetate 6-hydroxylase. The coding region runs from base 1 to 1542 and encodes 513 amino acids. The record is from RefSeq and is a predicted model, not a curated record. Gene Ontology annotation, molecular function: monooxygenase activity; oxidoreductase activity, acting on paired donors, with incorporation or reduction of molecular oxygen; heme binding. Lineage: Eukaryota; Fungi; Ascomycota; Eurotiomycetes; Chaetothyriales; Herpotrichiellaceae. The transcript has 4 exons.